This is a messenger RNA of Pleurotus ostreatus (oyster mushroom), 894 nucleotides long. RefSeq lists its product as uncharacterized. Lineage: Eukaryota; Fungi; Basidiomycota; Agaricomycetes; Agaricales; Pleurotaceae. The record is from RefSeq and is a predicted model, not a curated record. Gene Ontology annotation, cellular component: mediator complex. The transcript is spliced from 4 exons. Bases 1 to 894 code for a protein of 297 amino acids. Gene Ontology annotation, biological process: regulation of transcription by RNA polymerase II. Gene Ontology annotation, molecular function: transcription coregulator activity.
AUGGGUUUUACAGGGCUUGCGAGAUGGGUGAAUGCGCCAGUCCAUGGCAGUCUGAGUAUCAUUUCCAACAACAUCCUAGAAAACUACAAUGGAAAAAUUGUUGGCAACUGGAACAUCACUAUUAAAGCAUUCCGCCUCCCUAUGCCCCCAUUUCGUGACAUGCCGGUGCCGGAUCGAAUUAUGUGCACCCUCCAAAUGAACGACUCCGUCUUCGUUCUCGUUGAAGAUAGUGUCUCACCUGAGCGCGCCAUGGUCGUCGAUCCCGCUAACUCAGGCGACAGUUUCUUACAGAGUUGCACGCACUAUCGCACAACACUAGUAACUGUAAGACCUCCGAUGGCACUUGAGCAACUCAUCUCGCAGCUCAAGUCUCGGUGGGUUGCAGCCAGGCAAUCGACAUCAGGCGGCGCCCAAAGGAAUCAAGCAAUGUCAAGUCAACAAUUGACGAUAGAAGGCAUGGUGUUUGCAAUAGGGACAGACUGGUUGGUGAGAGUUGGCAAUGUGAUGCUGUCGACGCGAGAGAUGAAGGGAUUAAUCAUAGAGGCUGAAUAUCUACCCGUUGGCCGUUUACAUUCACCGACCGUAGACGGGACAUCUGAGUUGCUCUCGAAUAUGUUGACCGCACUCUUGCCCCCACGGCCAGACGCCAAAACGCUUGCAGUAACUAGUAACGACAGUCAAUGGGCCGGUGUCCUUUCUGUGCGCGAAGACGACGAAGCAGCGAGACAGCAACCACCGAAAGAAAGUGAUGUUCCCGUCGAGGACGAGGACGAUAUUUACGCUUACGGCGACGACCCCCCUCCUCCUACCAAAGGGGACUGGUUCGGCAUUGACAGAGACCGUCGAUCAGCUUACCUGGUUAUGGGCGGAUUGCGUUCGGAAGGACUACUAUAA